AUCGUCCGAUAUUUCUACACCCCAUCCCCGAAUCGCCUGAUUUAUGUCACAGACGUCAAUCGACAGUUUCUGCCGGGGGGAGUAAGGGGUGUGAAAAAGGGCAGAUAAACCUAAUAAAAUGCUGCCCCCCCCCUGUCCGCUGUAAACUACCGCCAGUGUUUACAACACGGAAAAUCCCGCACACGAACGUGUGCAUUUGGCGUCGUUGCGCGAAAUUUAGUUUUUCGCGGAAAAUCCACACACACACACAGCGACGAACGUGCGUGGUUGCGUGUUUGUGUGAACUGUGAAUAUUCGAAUUUUCCCUGUGUGUAUCCGUGUGUAGUGUGGUGGUAGAGCGCCGUCAGCACGCGCGCCCGGCCCUUGCUCAAUUUGUUCCUUGCGCCUUCUAAUUCAGCGCGAUCAUCCAACGCGACCAGUCGUCAGUCGACGAGCGGACAAACGACCGAACGAUCCACGGCGACGAGCGCGCGCGUGCUGUGGCCCUCACUCGGCGAGCAGUUCUCGAAACGAAACGAACGGGCGUAACGACGCAAGCAGAGAGCAAUACGGCAAAGCAAAAAGAAACGAAACGAAACGAACCAACUUUUAUUUUUUUUCGCGUAAAGUUCUGGUGCGUUCCUGGCCCGCCACGGAGACUUCGAUCGAUUGGAUUGGUAGUUCCAAUCGGUGUGUGAUUCCAAUAUCGACAAACUAGUGAGCGCGGAACUACGGGAGAGGAUAGUUUCUUUCUUUUAUGAAUGAAAUUUCAACCCUCCCAAACCGCACAGCAGAGUGAGACCCGUGGCGUAUUCGCAAUAGUGUGUGUGUGUGUGCGCGCGCGUGUUGUGUAACACUCUUACCCUCGUUAGUGCAUGCGAAAUCUGCGAAAUCUGCGAUCGAAAACGAGCGAACGAACGAUCGAUCAAUUAAGUAAUCGAACAAACUAACACAAACCACUGCCGCCGGCACAAUGUGCAACCAGGCACCGUGGCCCGUCCGGAAGGGCAUCUUCCGAUCGACCGGCCAGUCAGACUUUGUGCCGAACCGGACGCCCAGCCCGAUCGUGGAGUUCCCACUGUCACCGCCGCCGCCGAGCCAGCCGGGGUCUUCGCCUUCCCCGCUGGGGCCGAACAUGGCCAGCAAUCAGGGGAGCAGCAGCAACAGCAGCAAAUCCGGCAGUCCGGUCCAUUCGCACCGGAACGGCAUUCAGCUGAAUGUGGCCGGCCCGCACUGCAGCAGCCCGCGCGUCACGAUCGUCGAAAGUCCGCUCGGCAGUCCGGCCGGUAGCGUGCGGACGACGUUCGAAAUUCCGAUCGAAAGCGUUGUCCAGGUGAGGUCCAUGUCCGUGUCGCGCUCUCGGUACGUUCAGGGUUGAGGUGAGCGAGGAGCGGGAGGUGAGAAGUCCCGCGUACGUCCUUGACCGUCGGUAAACAAUGGGCGAGUUUCGGAAAUAGAAAAUCCCGAAAUGGAUGUGGACGCGCGUCCACAAAUAGAACAUUUUAUACUACUGGCCAUUAUUAACCUCGGGCUCGGCGUGGCGUAAAAUGGAGCGCCUCCCCCCGGUUCCAUUGCCGGGUGUUGUCGGGUGUGGGUAAGGGGGCGGCUGGUAAUAGAACAACGCGUGUGCCUGUGUGCGUGUGUGUUUUAGUUUCACUUUGCCCGCCAACAUCACCACCAACACCACCACUAACACCACCGGUAACAGUAUUAGCACCCGCGCACCUAUGCAAAUGUCUGAAACACGCGCGCGCGUCUGUGUACUAAAAAUAGUGCCACAUGAACAAAGUAAACGAAUGAAGUAAAGGCAAAAAAAGAAUAAAACACCACCAACGACCUACCUUUAGGUGGUGUCUGUCUGUGUGGUUCUGUCCUCACUGAAAAAAGAAUUCUACAACGAAAAAAACCUAACAAAUGCACCAACAAUUUGCUUGUUGUAACGCAUUUCAGUAUCUCGUUUGAAACAGCUUUGAACAACGUGUCGUACUCUGCUCCAACGAAAAAUUCCAACCAUCCUGCAACUCGUAAAAAAGCCGCUAUGACGUUAGUCGGUUGAUCGAUUGAAGCAAUUUACCGGGGCGUUUUUGGCUGUGGGGGCUGUUAUGAGAAAUGUUUACACACACACACACAUAAUGGCAGCUCUGUUGAAGAUAUGACUUUGUUGGAUGUUGGAGAUGCGAUCGAGAUGCGAUCGUGAGUUGUGUGAUCGGGAUCUGGAGCUUGCCGGUAUGAGGAGCAUUAGUUAGGGGGUUUUAGGUAGGCACCUGUUGGAUUGAAUUGAUCUUGAUGUGGAUUUAGGCUGUCUUCAGACGGGCUUGUAAAGCUUUGACAUUAACCAGAACCUAUCAAAAGGGUUUACACAGUGAUUGGAGUGCAUCCAGAAGUCUAUAUCUCAAGUUACACAGCACAGCACAUUCCGAAGAUAUCAGUAGCAAUGGGAAUCUCCCCUGUGUUUUUAGACCAAAAUUACAAUGAUGUAUUAGUACCUUUAACUCUCAUUGUCGUCCUGUGAUUCAACAACUAAAGGAUGACUACCUCAACGUUAGUUUGUUCACAGCAGUGUCUGAUAAUUCAAACAGUUUCGUCACAGUGCGUUAUCUGUCAUAUUGAACACUACAUGCUGUAGUGUUACAUGUACAACCAGUCUAAUUAAAUGUCCUCAAAUGUGUUGAAUGUCCGCGAGUAGUUAUCGCUACUGGAAAUCAACGAAGUGCGGGGUUUCAAGUACUGUCGGCACUACCUGAAACACAACUCUUCCACCACGUCACGUGUAACGCUGUAGCAAUUUUCCUAGCCAGUUUUAUCUAGUUGUGGAUAGAGUGGAUUUUGGUGCGCAAUGAAUUCGUACCGAGCAGAAGACUAACGAUGUUUUGAUUCUCUGCCGAAUGAUUACGAUAUAUAUAUAUGUAAGGGGGAUAGCUCGUGUCAGAACGUGUGAGCGGUGAGUGAGGUACUUUACCUAGAACGAAGUGUUGUGUGGGCGCCACGCCACCAUUAGCGACGCAAAAAGCUUACCAGCACUUUACUGAUACGAGCAGGUCUCUGCACUCUCUGCUCUCUCUCUCUCUGCUCUCUACUCUUUCUCUCUUCGAGCUAAAUUCAUAUAGAUAAGCUUAUCUGAUUGUAACGUUCUUUCACAACGUUUCUGCUCUGCUCACUCUUCAACAGGAAGCCCGGUCGUUAAAAAUGGGAGACUUUCAGCAGGCAGAGGCAAACAACAUUGCAGCUCACAGUCGGAAAGUACACAGUGACCACUU
This is a messenger RNA of Anopheles gambiae (African malaria mosquito), 3236 nucleotides long. RefSeq lists its product as uncharacterized. Bases 953 to 1357 code for a protein of 134 amino acids. The record is from RefSeq and is a predicted model, not a curated record. The transcript has a single exon. NCBI's taxonomy places the organism in Eukaryota, Metazoa, Arthropoda, Insecta, Diptera, Culicidae.